Dendronephthya gigantea is the source of this 624-nucleotide messenger RNA. RefSeq lists its product as uncharacterized. The coding region runs from base 1 to 624 and encodes 207 amino acids. The transcript is spliced from 2 exons. NCBI's taxonomy places the organism in Eukaryota, Metazoa, Cnidaria, Anthozoa, Malacalcyonacea, Nephtheidae. The record is from RefSeq and is a predicted model, not a curated record.
AUGAACGGAUCUUCGUACAGAGUUUAUUGUCACAUGAAAGGAAUAUCUAAAUGCGGAACAGGAGGUUGGACACUAGUUAUGAAAGUUGAUGGCGAAAAGGACACAUUUCAUUACAAUUCGUCUUACUGGACCGAUAGGAAAGUUUUCCACGAAGACGAUGGACUCGAGGGAACGUCAGAAAAAGAAACAAAACUUGCUUCAUACUGGAACACACCAUUCACGAAGAUAUGCCUCGGUAUGAAGGACAAGAGUGAGAGUGUAAAGUGGAUUCUGAUUGAACAUGAAGCAAACUCGCUUUUCGAAGUGAUCGCAAAUGGAAAAUUUAUCGAAACAAAAGUGGGAGACAAUCAAUGGAAAUCACUGAUGACUAACUCGGAAUUACAGCCCUACUGUAACAAAGAGGGUUUCAACAUUGAUGGAGGAAGGCAGACGUAUUUGCGUAUAGGGCUAGUGGCUAACAAUGGCAACGACGACUGUGAGUCGUGCAACUCUUGUAUUGGUUUUGGUGCUUCAGUACGUGGGUGUGUUGAUAACAAAAUAAGUAAUAUUGCCUGUGGCAAUAUUUAUGACUGUGGAGAAACUUACAGGUAUACCCCAGUUUCCGGAUACAUAUAUGUGCAGUAG